UGGAGCAUAGUUGAACGAGGCAGCAGCAGAAGCUGAAAACAUAUUUCAUAUUUUUCUUCAUGUGCAAUCAUCUCUGCAUUUUCAGCAAACUAACAGCAGCUGAGGAACUGAUGCUAGAGCGCAGUGUCUUUAUGUGUAAGGUAUCUGAGAUACAUAUCCUCAAGUGUCAUCAAGUGGAUCGAAGAGUCUUGGUCCCAGCAGCAACAUUAUUUCCCAGGAGCACCAGUGGAUACACAGAGAUCUUCAGUCAAGGCUCAGACUCAACACAAAUCGAGUGAUGGAUGUGCUUUGAAACUGUGUCCAUAUGUUUGACGGUGGCAGAUUGAGCACAGGGAUGUGACUGGAUCAGUAAAGAUGACCCUGUUGGCGGGUGAUGGCUCCGACUACGACUACAGCGCCCUGAGCUGUGCCUCUGAUUCCUCCCUCAACCGACCACCCCUACAAGAGGAGGAAGCUCGAAAGGGGGCCUUCUACAAUAGGGCGCAGCGUGCCCCAGAGCUCGGCUCCAUCCACGAGGACACACAACUGUCCAGCGCCAGAAAACUCCACGCCAUCAUCAAUGUGGGUGGCCUGCGUUACCAGCUGCCCUGGACCACCUUGGAGGACUUCCCACUGUCUCGUCUUGGCCAGCUGCACCUCUGCAGCAGCUUUGACGAGAUCAUGCGUAUCUGUGACGACUACGACGUUGCACACAAUGAGUUCUUCUUCGACCGCAGCCCCUGUGCCUUCCGUACCAUCCUGACCUUCCUGCGGGCGGGUAAGCUGCGCUCCCUCAGGGAGAUGUGCGCCCUUUCCUUCAGGGAGGAGUUGCUCUACUGGGGGGUACCUGAGGAGAGCCUGGAGUGGUGCUGUCGUCGUCGUCUGCUGCAGCGCGUGGAGGAGUUUGAAGCGAUGGAGAGAGCGGAGGAGGAGGAGGAGCUCCUGGAGGAUCUGUUGGAUUCAGACAGUGGACACAGGGAGCAUCCAGCUGAGUCCAGACUCAAUCGGUACAUGGGCAAGCUCAGAGACAUGGUAGAGAGGCCUCACUCGGGCCUGCCGGGGAAGAUCUUUGCUUGUUUGUCAGUGCUGUUUGUCACCAUCACUGCCGUCAACCUCUCCAUCAGCACCAUGCCUGCCAUGAGGGAAGAGGAGGAGGCGGGCACAUGUUCCCGGAUGUGCUACAACAUCUUCAUAGUGGAGACGGUGUGUGUAGCCUGGUUCUCCCUGGAGUUCACACUGCGCUUCAUUCAGGACCGCAGCAAGCUGGCCUUCCUCCGGCAGCCCCUGAACCUGAUCGACGUGGUGGCCAUCCUGCCGUACUACAUCACGCUGGUGGUGGACAGCACCUCCAAAGGAGAGAAGCGGCCGGGCUCUGGCAGCAGCUACUUGGACAAAGUGGGUUUGGUUCUGCGCAUCCUGAGAGCUCUACGUAUCCUCUAUGUGAUGCGGCUUGCUCGCCAUUCGCUGGGCCUGCAGACUCUGGGCCUGACAGCACGCCGCUGCACGCGAGAGUUCGGACUGCUCCUCCUCUUCUUGUGUGUAGCCAUCGCGCUGUAUUCCCCCUUGCUGUAUUUGAUUGAGAAUGAAAUGGCUGCUACACAGGAGUUCACCAGCAUCCCUGCUACCUACUGGUGGGCUGUUAUCACCAUGACCACAGUGGGCUACGGGGACAUGGUGCCAAGGAGCAUCCCGGGCCAGGUGGUGGCUCUGAGCAGCAUCCUGAGCGGGAUCCUCCUCAUGGCCUUCCCUGUCACCUCCAUCUUCCACACCUUCUCACGAUCCUACUUGGAGCUGAAGCAGGAGCAGCAGAGGCUGCUGCAGAGGAGGACGCACUUCCUGCUGCGCAGCCGCAUGGCCGGCCUGGGCAGCAACCUCUCCUUAGACAGUGACAUGCUCUUCCCUAUAGGGUCGUCUGACAUCAGAGACAUGGACGACUGAAACUGUUGGGCGGGGAAGGACAUAAAAAAUGGGGAAAAAGAGAAGACGAGAGGUACAAAAGAGAUUGUAUGUGUAAAAAGAGACUGACAGAGAGUACAGGGGGGAGGAGGAAGGAAUAGAGAGAGAUAAGUUUCCAUAAACAUGAUACAGAGAAGAAAAGGGAUUAUUUUUUCUUCCCAGAAAUGCAGCCAUGCUGUGUAGCAGUGUACUUUUGGAUAAACAUGAAGAACACAUAGAGAGAAGUAUACGUAUUAAGUAUUAAAUAAGUGUUUCCAUCAAAAAAUUAUCUCCUAAACUGUGGUCACAGAAUAUCUAAUAGUCCAAUUAUUACAGAAAAAACAACAACACAAUAAACCUUAAAGCAUUCGAGCAUAACAUUAUCUAGUAUAACACUCGUGAUAUUUUGAAAUAAAUUGUAAUUCAUACACAUAAAUAACUGAAGAGCAUGGCGUUCUUACGAUCCAACAACAUAGUGUUUUUCACCUCUGACCCCUCCAGCAUUUUAAUUAAUUUAUUGAUGUUGUGAGCUCAUGGGAGUAAACCAGUGUCACUUAAUGGAAGAUGCUGUCUGCUUUUGUUAAGUCCAAAAGGUUAAAUGCUAAAAUGUGACCGUGACUUCACUGAUUAUUUCCUGAGUGACUGUGCACAUUCCUUGAGAAUGACGUUCCUUGAUAUUUCUCCCCCUCUGGCACUGCAAGGCAUCCACAUAUUAAUUAUGAUGUAUUAAAUAUCCUUCUUCUUACUCCUUGAGGUUCCAUAUGCAAUUUUUGAAUACUUUUGGACAUUAAAGAUAGCAUUAUUGUACUUGUAAUAUCACAGUUGCUGUCCAUAGCUGUUUAUAAUUAUUAUUUUUCUUCUUAAAGUGGAUUUAAACUGAAAUCUGUCUGUUUCAUUGUCACU
Messenger RNA from Centropristis striata (black sea bass), 2817 nucleotides. It is a transcript of the gene kcng1, whose product is annotated as potassium voltage-gated channel, subfamily G, member 1. Gene Ontology annotation, molecular function: delayed rectifier potassium channel activity. Gene Ontology annotation, biological process: protein homooligomerization; regulation of delayed rectifier potassium channel activity; potassium ion transmembrane transport. The coding region runs from base 355 to 1917 and encodes 520 amino acids. The record is from RefSeq and is a predicted model, not a curated record. The transcript has 4 exons. Gene Ontology annotation, cellular component: voltage-gated potassium channel complex; membrane. Lineage: Eukaryota; Metazoa; Chordata; Actinopteri; Perciformes; Serranidae.